GGAGGCGAGACCCAACCAAGAAGAAUCCUGAAGCUGGUUCUCGGGAGUUUUGAAGAAAGAGACAUAUUAUUGAAAAACGCACCAAAAACUCGUGACUCAAAUAUCCGUAUUCGACCAGAUUGGCCGCUUGAGGAUCGAAUCAAGUGGAAGAAUGCUCUUACGGAGUUGAGAACUCGCAAAUUAAAUGGCGAAAAUAGCCUUACCAUUAUGGGUUUUCGAGUAGUCAGGUCUUGGAAGCCAAUGCUUCCGAGGCCUGUAUGGGUAGAACGAUUGAUUUCCAAAACACCUUAAGCUUGUGCUACAUGAACGCUCGUAGUCCUAGAAAUAAAACGUCCGCGCUAAGUCUGAUGGUGGAAGAAUUAUGUCCCGAUAUAAUCGUUGUUACAGAAACUUGGUUCACAGUAGAUAUAGACUGUUCUCCGUUCAUUGCAGGCUAUAUCUGCAUUAGAAGUGAUAGAGUUUCAAGUCGCAAAGGGGGAUGUAUAAUAUUAUACGUUAGGGAUCACUUUCGUAUACAAUCAACCAUACAGGAGGCUCAUAUCAGUGGCACAUGUGAGGUCGCAUGUUGUAAGAUUAAAUCUAGAAAUGGGUUAGUGACUAUAGGGGGAAUAUACCGUAGUCCGUCUUGUUUUGCUGACGACUUUAUCCUAAGACACAUCUGUUCUUGGAGUAUGGCAGAAUGUUGUCUCAUCAUUGGGGACUUCAACGCACCGCAUAUCAACUGGAUAGAGCUUACAGCUCCAGGUAGUGGUUUCGAUAGCGACCUUUUAUCUACCGUUAUUCAGUGUGUAUCACAAAACCGACACAUAUUGAUUUCAAUCAUGAUCCGUCACUGCUGGACCUCGCCCUCACCCAUCACUGUGAGGAUGUCUUUGAUACUCAGCACCUUCCCCCACUAGUGAACAGUGAUCACGUUGUAAUUCACUUUAAGUUUAGGACACAUGGUAUACAAUUCGUAUCUCCUCCACCUCGUCCCAAUAUCUGGCGAGCCAAUAUUCCGGCGAUCAGAAACUGCGCUAUCUCGACUGAUUGAUCGAAGAUGAAUGGAAUA
Molecule: messenger RNA, 1051 nt
Organism: Schistosoma mattheei
Lineage: Eukaryota; Metazoa; Platyhelminthes; Trematoda; Strigeidida; Schistosomatidae
Source: the annotation of a GenBank genome assembly